GUGUCGUCUGCUAGCUGAAACUUUUCAGAUGUUUGUCAAAAGCGGCUCUCUGUUCAGCUCGUCAGAGUUAGUUGGAUUCUCGCCGAGACGUUCGUCUCUGUAAGAGAUGUCGCGGACGUCGACGCCGACCGGCUCCCGAUUGGACGAGGAUUUCGGUGCUCCGAGUCCACUCUACAGAUUCGGUGAAAUUCAACACCAGCUCGAUUCAAUGGAAGGACAGGACGAGGACGACGCGUACUGGAACACUUCCGGUCAGGGCGGCUUCAAUUUCGAAGAAGAUGGACCCACCAUGUAUGUGAGCAGCAGACCGAUACCAGAACGACCGAAAAUUCUGCACUUCAAGCCUAAGCUCGAGAAAGAAGUCGCUCAAUUCGCUUCGACGUCGAGCGGGAGGGGCAAUACUCCGAAACAGACCGCUGAGGCGAUUUUUCUGGGAAAGCCCUACAGCCUGGAGCAAUUCCGCUCCCGUGAGCAGAAAGUGGAGCUUCUCGAAGCAGCAUUGAGUAUCGGCGACACAUCCGCGAUCCAGGUCGUCGUUCUUUUCCUCAGGAACACGCUGAAAGCGAGCCUUUUCCAACAGGAAAUAAUCCAACGCCCUCUCGCUCUGAAAGCGCUCGUCAGUUACCUCCGGGACUCCGGCGAGAACGCAGGAGUCAUAGAGCAACUAUCGCUCUCCGGUCGGAGCGAUGAAGCCGCCCGCCACCGAUAUUCCGUGAUAAGCCAAAUCGAAGACAACAAAGCGAAGACCCGGGCUCUGGAAACAUCGAUCAACACUCAUUUCUUGGGGUGUCGGGAGCAAGCGCUGUUGGCGGAUGAACUCAAACUGUUGAAGCUGCAGGCCAAGAUCCAGGAAUGCGACGCUAUUACGAUAGAGCAGGUGAAUGAAACUAUCCUUGGAUCCUCGCUCGUCGACACGGUUAGGUACUGUGCGAAAUACCAUGCAAAAGACCCCGAAACGCAUUUCGCCUCGCCUGUUUACCUCAAACAAGAAUUCAAACUAUCGCCUGAGCAGUACAGUUACGCUUGCAUCUCUGGAUUUGCGGAAACGCAAAACUACGAAGCCAUCGAGAGUUUCCUGGAAUCGAAGAGUUGGCUAGGCAAGAAAAAACUGAGCUCUUCGAUCGGUUUCGAUAAAAUCGUUGUGAUUCUACACCAGCACAAGGCACCUGUAGACCUUUUGGAGAAGUAUAUAACUUACGUGGAUGAUGUUGAAGACCGGAUGGAAUUGGCGAAGAAAGUGGGCGCGAUGACAUCUCUGGUCAACUGCUUUGUACAAAUAAGAAACAGAACGGAAUUAGAAAAUCUGCUGACGAAGCUGCCCCGUGAAUCCACGGCCGCUCUCCUCGCGCAGUCAGCUCUCAACAAUCCUGCAAUCAAGUGGAAAAGUUGAGCCACCGCUCUCGUGAAGUCAUGCACAUCCGAGAUCAUAUUUAUGCGGAGUAUUUAU
Galendromus occidentalis (western predatory mite) is the source of this 1447-nucleotide messenger RNA. RefSeq names its product Vacuolar protein sorting 16B (gene Vps16B). The transcript has 2 exons. Gene Ontology annotation, cellular component: cytoplasm. Lineage: Eukaryota; Metazoa; Arthropoda; Arachnida; Mesostigmata; Phytoseiidae. The record is from RefSeq and is a predicted model, not a curated record. Bases 107 to 1390 code for a protein of 427 amino acids. Gene Ontology annotation, biological process: intracellular protein transport; vacuolar transport.